AUGAGCUCUCGCAACUACGCCUCAAGUCGCUACACGGCCCGCAGAAGCGGGAGAGGGUUGCGCGGCACUGCGCCCGACGACUCGGAGGAUGGAGCGCCGAUCGACACGACCGCUCCCUCCCAAGACUUUGAGCCGCUCGGGUCGGGGCCGUCUUCUCGGACCACGGCACCGCCUCGAACCUUGCAGGAGACCAAGUACCCGCGCUACUCGUACGUGGCUGAGCUGGGCGUGCCCCUCACGACGAGCAAAGGCCCGGUCAAGCCCAAGAGCAUGCUCCUCGUCAGCGACCUCGACAACACGCUCUUUGGGCCCAACGGCGACGGCGUCAUCGCGCGCCCGUACCUGCGCACGUUCAUCCGGUACAUCAUGCAUCCGUCAACGCCCUACUCGCUCGCCAUCUGGACCUUCUCGGGCCGGAUGUACGGCAUCGCGCACCUGAGGCAGUGCGGCAUGGGCAAGCACCUCUUCGACUCGGACGACCUCAAGGCGCCCAAGUUCAAGCCCGGUCUGCUCGCUGUCUGGGGCUACGAGGACUCGGGCUUUCUGCCUCACGAGUACGGCCGCAUGGCGUCGGGCAAGGCCGUCAAGGACCUCGACCUCAUGUGGAGCAUGCUCAACGCGACGACGGGCUCGGACUGGUCGCCGCUCAACUCGCUCCUCCAGGACGAUCUCGCCUCGAACGGCCGCGCUCAGCCCGACAACAUCAUCAAUUGCCCCGUCUUCACGACCAAGUGCCCCGACGACGACUUUCUCCUCGCCCAGAUUGGCGUCCUCGAAGAGCUCUCGACUACGUCCAACGUUGGCGCCGCCAUCAAGCUCGGCAACCUCGAGCACGGCAUCCCGCUCGACAAGCUCGACAAGUACGUCCUGCGCGCGACCGAGGUGUGCGGCAAGCUCGGCAUCAAGGUCUCGAGGGGCACGGCGUACCCGGAUCCAGCCGUCAUCAAGGAGCUCAAGGACAGCGCUCGACCUGUCGGCCCGGCGCACGACGCUGCCCAAGAACCAGCCGUCCCGCACCCCGGUGCGCUCCCCUUCGUCCACCCGUCGCCCAAGCGCACCGCCACGGGCAUGGUCCUCUCGCCGUCGUCGCUCUACAAGUCCGAGGUCGCCGUCCCGAGCACGCCCGGUCGCAUCCGCAAGCCGCUCGUCAUCUUCGACCUCGACGGCACGCUGUACACGCGGCCGCCGCAGCACCUCGAGCACAUCCCUGAGGGCGAGCCGUCCGGUCGGCCGUACCUGCGCUCGUUCCUCAUGUGGCUCUUGCGCCCCGGCUCGCCUUGGAUGAUAGACAUCUGGACGGGCUCGCAGAAGGCGACGGCCGUCAAGUGCCUGUACGAGCUCGACCUCGGCCUCGUCGGCCCGUCGCUCGUCAAGGGCGAAGCCGAGCUGCUCCACCCGAAGCUCGUCGCGUUCUGGGCUCGCGAGGACGUCGGCCUCACCGACAAGGACUUUGUCAGCUACGUCGCCAUCGUCAAGGACCUCGACAAGCUGUGGGAGCACCUCGCCGACGAGCACCUCGGCAAGUUUGACCCGUCCAACACGGUCAUGGUCGACGACACGCCGAGCAAGCUCCGAGCGCAGCCGUCGUCGCUCAUCGCGGCGCCGACGUACGACUACCCGCUCGGGCCGUCGACCUACACGGUCGCAGCGCAGCUCGACGGGUUCCUCCUCGCGCUCGCCGACAUGCUCGACGAGCUCGCGCCGCAGAGCAACUUUGCCAACUUCAUCGAGCGCGCCAGGUGGAACAAGGUGCUCGGGCGCACGGCGAUCACGGACAAGCGCAACGCCGGGCUCGAGCUGCUCGAGCGGGCCAAGAUCCCUGUCGAGGCCGAGGCGAGGGGACUUCUGCCCGGGACGGAGCCGACGAGCAAGAGGGACCAGGGCGGGCGCACGGCCCUCAGCAAUACCGCGUCGUCAAUCACCCGUCUCACCUCGUCGAGCCUCGCCGCCCUUCCUCGCGCCAAGCCGUCCGCCGUCACCUCGGACACGGACAAUGCCGCGCCGAGCGACGACGGGUUCAGCACCGACACCGACACGACCGACGCGAGCGUCGACGGCGACUCGGACGACGCCGAGGACGAGGCGAGGCGCCCGGCGAGGAACUCGAGCAGCGCCGCGAGGAAGAGCUCGGGUGGCGGGAGGAGGUAGAGUGACUGCGAUUGAUCUAGCGGUUCGC
Rhodotorula graminis WP1 is the source of this 2176-nucleotide messenger RNA. RefSeq lists its product as uncharacterized. The record is from RefSeq and is a predicted model, not a curated record. The transcript is spliced from 13 exons. Gene Ontology annotation, molecular function: phosphoprotein phosphatase activity. Bases 1 to 2148 code for a protein of 715 amino acids. Lineage: Eukaryota; Fungi; Basidiomycota; Microbotryomycetes; Sporidiobolales; Sporidiobolaceae.